Manduca sexta (tobacco hornworm) is the source of this 1540-nucleotide messenger RNA. RefSeq lists its product as uncharacterized. The record is from RefSeq and is a predicted model, not a curated record. Gene Ontology annotation, cellular component: extracellular region. The transcript is spliced from 5 exons. Gene Ontology annotation, molecular function: chitin binding. The coding region runs from base 230 to 1048 and encodes 272 amino acids. Lineage: Eukaryota; Metazoa; Arthropoda; Insecta; Lepidoptera; Sphingidae.
GCAGACCGUACAUUAAGAAUCGCGAAUGCCCCAGCACAUCCACGUAACGCUGCGAACGUUUAUAAAAGACACAAAUAACAUUAAAAUUUUCGCAUUCCUGUUUAAUUCGCGAAACGAGACGCGGGCAAGUGACAGUGCGUUUUCGAAAAAGAAAAUUUUGGUAUACUUUUGACGUGGUAGUGAUUUAAUUUUUUUUAAAUAAUAUUUUGACAAUAUAGCCACAUAUAAAAUGACAAUGAUGAUGACAAAGUUGUUCUUCGUAUUUCUAUGCGGGACGUACGCUAGGAAUAUAGAUGAGUUGGACCUUGAAGUCGAGAGUAAUACUAUGCUCAAAAUAUUACGGGAUAUGGCAACACAAACAAAAGCCGACACAUUGAAUUUACCAGCCAAUGCAUCGUCCAUACGAGAAAAUAUUACGGAUACUUUUAGUUGUGAGAACCGAACGUAUGGCUACUACGCCGAUGUCGACAACGAUUGUCAAGUGUUCCACAUCUGUCUGCCAACUCAAUUACCCUCGGGAAGAGCUGUCACGUAUAGAUACAGUUUUAUAUGUCCCAAUGAAACUGUAUUCAAUCAGGAAGUAAUGGUGUGUACAAGACCGAUAGACGCCAUCGACUGCGAAGACUCUCCAUUGUACUACGACUUAAACCAAGAAAUCGGUAAAGUACCCAAUAAUACCGACGAAAACGCCUCCGAGACUACGGAAAAGAAAGAGACACAAAUGGUCAUUCCAACAGUCCCGAAAAGGAAAGAAGAUAAACGCAAGCAAAAUAUUGUUAUCGAAAACCUUAUCAAGGAAGUCGUCAAUGAGGAAUUAAAGGAUAGGUUACAGGAGUUUGUCGAGCAGCACUCAGAUGUUAUGCCUGUCGAAAUGCCUGAAAUUAACUCAGAAGACAUCCAAGAAGUGGUAGUGGAAAAUGAACCUAAAUAUGAAGAUAUUGAGGAUGCUUUUCCUAUAACCGAUGAUGACGUCGAAGGAAGGAUAGCUAUGGAAAGGAGUAUGAAAAACGUGGGAAGAGGAGCAUUUAGAUUUAGGGCCGAUGUUUAAGUUUAAAACGUCAUUACGAAAACUUGUUGUGGUGCCAAUUUUUAUGCUUUUUAUGAACUCAAAUAGGUAAUAUUUCCCUGGUCACAUUAAAGAUCUUGCAUUGUUGAUAAAAAAAAAUAUCAUAAUUUUUGGUUUCAGAAUAAUUCUUGAAACAAUUAAUUAUUUUUGGAUUAAUUGGACAUUUCUCUCGGUCUAGGAAUGGAGCCAGGUUUUAUGUUUUAUAAUAUGUUCAUCGCCAACUAAGAGACACAAACGUGCGAUAUCGAGGUUUUUUUAAGAUCAAGCUUCGUGUAGUUAUGAGUAUUAUAAAAAUAAAUAUUUAGUUAUAAUAAAUCCUACUUUAUAUAAGCUGUAGACGGAGGUAAAUCUCGAGUAGAUUAUGUUGAGUUUACCCCCGUUUCAUAUAAUGCAUCGUGCUAGCCAUUGGGCACAUACUCUUCAGUGAUAUUUUGUAAAUAGAUUAUGUAUUAGAAUAAAAUUAUUGUAUGUGCC